AUGUCCUCAGAAGAAUUUCAAUUAUUUCAACAGUCACUUGGACAAUACAUUUCCAUGAAUUCAUUUAUUUCCACCAGUCUCAAUCGAGAUUUAGCUCUUUUCUAUUUGGGCAGUAGUGUACUUGAUAAUGAAAACACACCAGAACGACUUCUCUUUGAAAUUAAUGCAGAUCCUUCCAUUGAGUGUAUCAAACCAUUUGCUGAUAUAUCAGAAUUCAGCAACUAUCCAGAAGAAGAAGAAGUUCUGUUUAUGCUUGGAAGUGUCUUUCAACUUGACUCAAUUGUAUUCGAUUCGGAUAAACAAAUUUGGAUUAUUGGAAUGACAAUGUGCAGCGACAAUGAACAUCACGCAAAAGAUGUUUAUGAAAAGAUGAGAAAUGAAUUGUGUGGUGAUGCUAAUGAAACACCAAAUCUGAUUCAUCUUGGUAAUGUUCUGUAUGAUAUGGGGCAAUUUGAAAAGGCUGAAAAAUAUUUUCGUCGCCUUCUCAACAAACUUCCGAAUGAACAUCCAGACAAGGCAAAUUGUAUACAUAAACUUGGCCUCGCUGUCAAUGCUCAAGGAGAUCAUCACGGUGGUCUUGAAUUACUUCAUAAAGGUUUACAAAUACGUCUAGAAAUCUUACCACCUGGUGAUGAACUUCUUGGAAAUAGUUACAAUAGUAUUGGAUUAGUUUAUGAAGAUAAAUACGAUUAUCAAUCAGCCGUUGAAUGGUAUAAAAAAGGAUUGGUCAUAUAUAAGGAUUUAUAUGGAGAAGAACAUCCAAGAGUUGCUUUGUCGCUCAAUAAUAUUGGCAUGAUGUAUGAGAAACAAGGAAAACAUGCACAAGCUCUUGAAUGCCAUUUCAAAGCACUUGCCAUCAAAGAGAAAUUUCUUCCAAUCGAUCAUCCUCAAACAGCCAAUUCUUUGCAUAAUAUCGGCGAAGUUUAUCGAAAUCUUGACCAAUACGAUAAAGCACGAGAAUACUUUGACAGAGCUCUCGCUAUGUAUAUCAAAACUCGACCAUAUCUUCAUGCAAAUACUGCUUAUAUCUCAACCAGUAUUGGUCUUUUAUGCGAAAUGAAAAGUGACUUUGACCAAGCACUUAUAUUUUUAAAUAAAGCAGAAGAUAUUUUUGCGAAGUUGACUUUACCAGCAACGCAUCCAUAUCGUCUCAGAGCAAAUCAGGCUAUCCGACGCAUUGAAGAAACUAAAAUAUCCAAUGAACAUGUUCAAUAA
Molecule: messenger RNA, 1215 nt
Organism: Rotaria sordida
Lineage: Eukaryota; Metazoa; Rotifera; Eurotatoria; Philodinida; Philodinidae
Source: the annotation of a GenBank genome assembly